Glycine soja is the source of this 594-nucleotide messenger RNA. RefSeq lists its product as uncharacterized. The transcript has 3 exons. NCBI's taxonomy places the organism in Eukaryota, Viridiplantae, Streptophyta, Magnoliopsida, Fabales, Fabaceae. The coding region runs from base 28 to 573 and encodes 181 amino acids. The record is from RefSeq and is a predicted model, not a curated record.
UUAAAAACACUCUCAGGUUCCCUCUUCAUGGUUUCAAGAGAAGGUGGCGUUGUUGAGUUUCAAUGGAGCUCAUCGUAUGGAUGGAACUGGGUGGAACAUGGAACACCCAAUAGAGGCGUAACACUUGUUGGUUCACCUGGUACAAGCUCUGAGGGCAAUCAAUUAUUAUUGAUAGGCUCAGAUGGAAAAGUAUACCUUAGAUACAUGGACAAAAUGGCAUGGAUGUGGAAGGAUUGUGGUUUUCCCUAUGUAGGAAAUAAGCUGGUUGAAGCACAUAAACACGGAGGAUUCCAGAAAGAGAAAGUAGAUUGUAUUGAUGAAGAUUCUGCAUCAUACUUGAAGAAGGACCAAGGAAACUUUUGUGACCCGAACAUUAAAUGUGACUCAAAGGUGGCUUCUACAAGACCAAUUCCAUUUUCUGAAGGUUCUGUCAUAUUUGAGCUCAGAGAUGGCAGGUUGGCAGAAAUUCAAUUGGUAGAGAAGAGAGAAUGGGUGUGGUCCCGGAUCAUUGGCACUCCAGCUAGUUUAUGCUUAGAAAAUUAUUGGACUACUGUAGCAUACAACCUUUCGUGAAUUUAAUUCGAUGCAUUAUUG